This is a messenger RNA of Eimeria mitis, 2784 nucleotides long. RefSeq lists its product as uncharacterized. The coding region runs from base 1 to 2784 and encodes 927 amino acids. NCBI's taxonomy places the organism in Eukaryota, Apicomplexa, Conoidasida, Eucoccidiorida, Eimeriidae. The transcript is spliced from 2 exons. The record is from RefSeq and is a predicted model, not a curated record.
AUGGAGGACCUGGAGGGGGUGGGCCCAGCCACACAUGUUACUGCCCCGCCAGAUCUUGACCGCAGCGCCGGGAACAUGCCGACGCAAAAGCAAGCUGUGGUGAAAAGCCAAGACGAAAGAGUGGCAGCGAAUACAUCUGAAAAAAAGUGUCUCUCUGCAUGUUGGAGUAAAUUAGCUGCGAAAUUCGCCCGUGUUGACCGCCGGAUUUGCUACAUGUUCUGUAUGUUCUUAAGCACACUGCAUCCGGUUAUAGCGUUAUAUAUGGUCACUUACAAGGACUGCCCCUUGGAUGACCUUGGCCAACCAAUACCAGACUAUCAGCCUCCUCCCCCUUGUGCGCUUGACGCUAGUGGUGAGAAAGUAGAUCCGAACUGCAUUGACCCACCCCUUGCCUACGCUAGGGUUGAAAACAUAUGCUACAUGUACUUAGUCAAUGAAUUCGCGCUGCAUGUAACUUAUGUGCUAUACGUGAAAGUCUGGACGCUUGGCGGUCGAAAUGUAGGCUUUUGGAGGGAAAUGUCCGGAUACGCCGGUUACUUCGUUAUUGAGUUUCUGUCUAAUGCUGCCGUUUAUCACGUUCAAACCUUUCCAAAAGUCCGCGCACUCUUACCAUUCUUCAACCACUUCACUUGGCCUUUGUACGCUGCCUUCAUCUUCGGCUCGAUACUGCUGAUUCCUCUGGGUCUGUACCUCGCGAAAACGAGGGACCAGUAUAGGCGUGCAUUGAUUUUCCAUCUGCCUGGAAUCGUAUUCUUCGGGGUGGACGUAUUCAACCGAACUGUAUUUCUGCCAUUCUUCGAAACAAUGCAGCAUAAAUUUGCUCAGCUGCAGCUUGCUGCAAUAAUCUCUUUCAUUGGAGAAUUAGCCCUUGCAAAUUUCUACGGUUCCAUCUUCUUGCCCGCAACGCACAAGGCCACGAAUGUCCUGGUAGAAUUUGGCUACAACGUCUCGUACCAAACAGGCCAGGAAUUACCCUCUGGAGAGGAAGAUGAGAGUGAAGAGUUAUUGCAACAAGACAGCGAAGAGGGCGUUCGAGUCCUUCUAGAGCUAGAGGGGCUUUCAAACAGUGACAUUGUAAAGCAGAAUUCAGAAGACCUUGCAGUUGGACUAGGACUCGGGAAGGCUGGAAAUCAAAAACCUCCUAGCAAUGUGCAGCGGCAGUCUGAAAGCCAACGUAAGUGCACGUCUAUGGAGGACAACCUCAGUGGCGGAGGAGAAACGGUUCAGCGCAACCACAAAGAGAGAAACGGAAGUGCAAUCCCGCGACGAGGGGGCCGCACUUUUGAGCAAAGAAGCCGAGGUUCGCGACUAGGAUCAAAAAAUUCGACAUUUAGUACUGCAGCUCGCCAGAGCAGGAUCCUUGCCCCCAUUGUGGCCUCAGUUGACUACAUUCCCCCCAGCCAGCCGCAUGUCCCAAUACGCCCGGAUGGACCUGACCCACUUGAGUUCGACAAAAUUCUUUGCUGCUUCGCAAUUGUCUGGGACGCGUGGAGAUACUUGCUUAUCCGGACGGUCCUGAUGAAGGCAUCUAGUAUAUAUCUUUAUCUGCUGAUGGUUUUUAAGGAUUUUGCGUUCUCGUACUUUCACUUUGGAUACGCUUAUACGGAGAGAAGAGUGUUAUUGGUCAUUGAAGGCGCUACCACUGAAGAGCCCACUGCCUGGAACCGAACAAAACAUUUCCUUUUCAAGUUUUUCGAGCUCUUUAUUGUCAGACCUUUCUUCAUGACUACAUUUUUGGCAACAACUGUCUGGCGGACAGAGAUAAUGUUUGGAAUGAACGAGAGGAGACAAAACUACAGCCACUCUGUUUAUGAGGAACCUUCUUCGGUGUCUCGUGAAGAGAACGUAUCGCUUCGUAAGACAAUCAGACUAGUUAACGCACGUAAACCCACAGCUUCCGAUUGGGCGAGUGCAAUUUCGACAGUCGCUGUACAAAAGGGAAAAAAUACAAAGGGCUUUGUGGGGAGUCUCUUUAGCGACAUGUGGACCCAUUUGGUUCUAAAUUUGCGUCGUGACUGGCGACACUGGAAAGCAAAGGACUUUAGCCGGUAUACGCACCCAGUGGAGCACUGGAAGAAGAAAAUGACUGUUUCAAAGAACGAGGAACAGAACAGGCAGAAAGAAAACGCAAAAUUUGAUGGGCUUGAGGUACGGUAUCGCUUCGCGAACGAGUGUUGUAUAAUUCGCCAUGUGCCACCGAAACCAAAGACCCCCAGAAUUCGAAGCGGUUCCCAGAUGAUGACAGGGGCUGAAGAACCUCACCGGCCUUCAGGCGAGUCGGUGUUUCGCCGCAUCAAUGCAGUGUGGCUUUCAAAAGUCGUCCGGGAAAUCCAGUCCCUCGUCUUCAACCGCUGUUGGCCAAGAAUCCUUCAAAAACUCGUGUCUUCAACAGUCUUCGUUAUAACUGAACUCUUUACUGAAAACUCGACUGUUGGUCUCCUACCCUCGUACCAAGAGCACGGCCUCUUCCGGGACACCAUGGGCCGCUUCAGGGUGUUGUUCAUGUUCUCAAUGGACAUUGUUGAGGUAACGUCAAUUUGGAUUACGCAAGCUCAGUCGCGCUUCUACGGCAGCAUAAAAAAGGGCUACAACCUCUUUCAUGACUUGGCGAUGGUUUUCCUCUGCACGUUCAACUGUGCUGCUCAAAUGAUGAACUUCGCCAUGCUACGCUAUAUCCGGUUCGCCCCCAUCUGCGGAGACAAACGCGUCCUCCCCGAUAACGUGCAGCAGGAUAUGUUAAAGCACCUGAAUCUUGUUAAAUACUGGGACCAACCAGACUUGUGA